UCGAACUCAGAAAUAAACUUAAUAAACUUAUGUCAGGGAAAUGUCAUGUGUUUAGAAUCGUAGUACGCAACAUAAAUCGCUGACUGUUUGAUAAAUGUUUCGAAGUUAUCGUCAUUUAUCGAUUAUUCCAUUACCAAAAAAUAAACAAAAACUAGAUUGGAUAUCUGCUGAGGUCAUAUGAAUGAUCCGUAAAAUAUUAAGUUGACCAAUUUGAAGUAGGUCGAUAUAGGGUAUAUCAGUUGCAUAUAGACGUUUCUUAUCUAUUACAUAAUGCCUGCAUAUAUUGUUCAAAGCGACAAUUUGCUGAGCUUGCUUUUAAUUCAAAACUUUGGGAACAAGACUUUAUGAAGAAUAUAAAAAAAAGGUCAGUGAAAAAAUUAUCGACCCUUUCGGAAUUGGAUUGUUUAAAACAUGCUAACAUUUUAUUAUUUCUUUAUUAUUACUUUUUGUUUUUUUAAUUUCAUGAUCCCUAGUGUAGAUGUUUUAACUCCAGGGAGGGACCAAACUUGACGUACAUAGUUACUAUACAAUAUCUUUAUAACUUCUUUAAUAAUGCUAUCGAUACUAGAUAGAAACUGAAUAGAUGUUUAUAAGAACAGAGGUCUCUUAAACAGUGUUUACAUUUCAAGGAGUAGAAGUUUUGGUACCAGGAUGGGACCAAAAUCAUCAUAGUGAUUAAAUUUGUGCGAUAAUAUUUUUAACUUCUAUAUAACUAAUUUCAGGAUAUCCGCUCCUCCGAGGUUGUUACGGCACGUUUGGUCGUCUUAGCACGUUCGGUCGCUGAUGACCAUUCGUGCCGCACGUAUUGUCGCCCGCCGACCGAAUGUGCCGUGAGGGUGGACACGAAUGGUCGUCAAUUUUAGGCCAUACCCGAGCACGAAUGGUCGCCACCCAAUCCCCCCUGUCCCAAACUCCAACCUUUUUCAUGUGUGUCUGUGUUUUCGUUCAUGCGUGUCUGUGUGUAUUUGUGUGACGGUGUGAGUGUGUGUGCGCGUGUAUGUGUGCAUGUAUGUGUGUAUACAUGCAUGUUGGUGUAUAUUUGUGCGUGCGUGCGUAUGUGUGUGUAUUCAUGUGUUAUAAAGUUUGUUUUGCAUUACACACGCAUAUACGUGCACACAUUUGUGACACAACUAAAGUACGAGAUAAAGACAACAUAAACUCCGGGCAUUUCUGGAUGGAAUUUGAUAUAAAUUUAUUUUGAAAACACACGGGUCGCAACAUUUUAGUAACACAAUACUCUUACAUAUCUAGCUGCAAUAAUGUAGCCAUCUCCGAUUUUAUUUGGAAGGGGGGGGGGGUAGGGCUACAACUCCUUAAGAUCUUCGUAAUGGUGCAAAUGCGGGAGACAUUUACAUGUACUACCGCAACAUUUUCGACCAUCCUAAACAUUUGCUGACUUUCUUUUCGUAAAUGAAAUGAUAUUUUAUGUUUCUUAGUCAAUAUAAAAAUUUACAACCUGCAACUUACGAUUUGUGAGACUCUAUUUUAACGUUUUCAACAAUUUCGAUAUAUUCCAAUUUCUCGAUUCAUAUUUGUGCGCCAUGUUUGAUGUACUGAAGUUUUAACUUUCGAUUGUCAAGUUAUCUGCAUAUGUCAUAUAAGAUAAUAUUUACAUUAAUGGACAAGUACGAAGAAAAAGCUAUUUCGUCGGUAUUAAAAAAGGUUUUAAUUAGAUUUAAUAUCAAGUAAAAAACGAACAACAGAGUGUAAAUGUUUUCUGCAACCAUAUGGUUUUCCUUUCUUUGUCUGUUUAAGUUUUUCAGUAAAUCCACCUACGAGAUCUCACGAUAACAAGCAUGGCGGAACAGACGAAGAAUUUCGCAUGCUGUACAUGAUGUUUAAUGAAAAAUACCUUUUUUAGACAUGCCCAAGCACAAAGUUGGUACUCCUUUUGAUGUAAACAACAUUUGGGACUAAUACACGGAGCUUAUUAUCGGUUUUACAUAAAAUCAUUUUUGCUCUAUUACGAAGAUCCUAUGGAAUUGUAACCCUAUCCAGAAAACGUCAGAAUAAAAAAAAAAUCGGAUAGGGCUACAUUAUUGCAGCUAUUACAUACCAUCAAUAUGACACGCCGUUUUAUUAUUAUUAUUAUUAUUUUGUGUGUGUUUUAAUCUUUUUAUUUUAUACAUUUAUUCCUCUUAAAAGAUAUCUCAUGAAUGUUAUAAGACAUCUUAUAAAAGAUAUAAAACAUCUUAAUAUGAUUUUUUUUCUUUAUAGGAUAUCUCAUUUAAUAUAUGAGAUAUCUGAUAUAUUAUAUAAUAUAUAUCAUAAACUUUAUACGAUGUCUUAUUAUAACGUUUUUGAUUUAAGAUAUUUCAUAACCUCUUAUAAGAUAUUUUAUAACUUUUAUAAGGUAUCUUAUAAAAGAGAUUUUAUAAGAUCUAUCAUAUCUUAUAAGAUAUCUUAUAAAACAUAUAAGAUAGCUUGUAUCUUGGACCGCCCCAUUUAGUCUCCUCUUACGACAAGCAAGGGGUACUUAGGAUCUAUGUUAAUCAGGAUCCCCAUGGGACAUUUAAAAAGAUACAAUCAAAACAUUUGGAUUAUUUUGUUUAUUUUUAAUUCCAGACAAUUUUGAAAUGAGGCGCAGUGUGAUAGUGGUGUUUUUGUUCUACCUUACGCAAACGAUUAACACCGAACAAGUACAGAACUAUAGCUCUUUCGGAUAUUCCUUCCCGGUGAAUUACGCAGAGAAAUGUCCACGGACUGCAGAAGAGUGGGACAACUCUUCACGACGAUUGAACUGUAGCAAAACGCAUGUAUAUCAUUGUGCUCCUGACAAGAAUCUCUCAUCUCUUAUCGAAUUCUGUUAUCCAAGUAAAGGAUAUAUGUUUCAAAAAGGAAAUUGUCUAGAACUGGCUGACGUUGGAAUCCUAAACCAUGUCAAAUGUGGACACUUUUCAUUUGGCUGUCCAGACAAAGAUUUCUCUGGCAACGAAAUCUAUAAAUUUCCAAGCUGUUUGUCCAUCGCUGCCAACUGUUUUACAGCAGAUGUUGAAUGUCUUAACAAAAAGUGUUUGAAACAAGGGUGUAAUGGGGUACCAAAAACAGAAGACAGAAGUACUGAUAGUCCCUCGAAAGAUAACAUAUACCUUCCAUGGUUCGUUGUUUCGUUGGUAUUGUUCUUCCUCUCAGCUGGGCUCAAUCUAUAUCUAGGUUGGCAAAGAAUUAAAUCUACAGAGGAAGAAAGUCAUGAGCACGAUAGACUUCUUGAAGAAAAUACAUCAGCAAAAAGUAGCAGAACUAAAGAACAAAGAAAGGACGAAUAUCGUGCUGCAUACAUUGAGAAGGAAAUUUUUUCUGACUAUGCCGUUGAGGAGGCUGAGUUAUUUCAACUUUUGAAAAGGCAAUGUCUAAAUGAUGAAUAUACUGGUUUUCAGUAUCUUGUUAAAACAAGAAUCAAGUCAACAGGGGAAGGUUGUAUAAAAAUAUUUUGUCAACGUGACGAAUAUGGAUGUACUCUACUUCAUUAUGCUGCUCAAGGGGGAUCGAUAUUCAUCUUAAAAGAAAUCUUGAAGAGUGCUCCCGCAGAGGUCAAAUCCCACAACGGUCAAACUAUUCUCCAUUAUGCAAUUAGAUAUCAGCAUAAAGACAUGAGUCUAUAUCUGAUCAACACCUACGAAACACUCACAAAAGAUUACCUUGUAAAGGAAUGUAAUCCAAGUCCAGGGAUUGGAUCAGAAAUGUGUUCCUCGGAAGAAUAUUGUGAACCUCUCCACUGGGCUGCAUGGAAUGGUGAUAUGAAAAUUCUAGAUGACUUAAAACAAGCUAAUAUUGACAUACGGCGAUUAACAAAGAAUGGUCUUAGUAUACUUGAUAUCGCAUGCUUGAAAAGCAAACCCAAUUUCUGUCUGCAUAUUUUAGAAAAUGAAAAAGGAAUAAAUCUUGAUAAAGAAGACGCAUGUGGAUGGAAUAUUGCUCAUUAUGCUGCAAGAUCAAAUAAUGUAGAGGUGUUGGAACAUUUGAGGACCAAGAAAGAAAGCUUGAUCACAGACAUAACGCACACAAAGAAAACUACUUUCCACAUUGCGUGUGAAUAUGCACAGCUUGAAGCUGUGAAGCAUCUUACCGAAACACAGGAAUCACUUUUACUCUGCAAAGAUGAACGCGGAUGGAAUGCAUUGCAUUAUGCGGCGAAAGGUGGCAACUUACAAAUUCUCAGAUUCCUUGUGAAGGACAAGAAGAUGGAGAUCAGCUCUCACACUAAGGAAAGUAAAAAUCUUCUACAUGUUGCAUGUACUUAUAAACAAGGGGAUAUCUGCAAAUAUGUAGCGCAAAAACAUAAGCACCUAGUAAAUGAGACGACUACAAUGGGAUGGUUGCCUGCUCACUAUGUUGGAGUAGAGAGUAAAGGAGAUGGAAGAGAAGAGAAGAUUGUAGAUAUUUUAUUUGAUUGCGGAAUGAAUAUAGAACAAAUAAAGCAAAAAACCAAGGACGGAUAUUCUGUUCUCGGUGUAGCGAUUUAUCACCGAAAUGGAAAGCUAUUGAAAUAUCUUUCAUCGAUGAAAGACAAAAUUGGCUUCCGUUUAGAUAUACAAUUUCUUCAGGAAACUUUGGAGGAAACAAAGGAUAGCAUUAUGAGAAGUAUUCUUGAAAAAGAAGUGAAUGAAAGGCAGAAAAAAAUGCAAAACUAGUGCAAUAUCUUUUGUCGAGAAAAUACAGAGAAGUUCUCGAUAAAACUAGAGAAUCUCUUCUGAAAAUUAAGAAGGAAACUAGGGAUAGUGAUAUGAGAUACAUUCUUCAAAAAGCCCUGGAUGAAAUGUAGAGAGACGCUAAAAAGAUACUCUAUUAAUAAUGUUUACAAAGUAAAACUUGUAUGAAAUUAAGAUGUGGAUGGCUAUCCGUUUUGUGCACUAAUGACUUUCAAUUAGGUCACCUGAGUCAUUCAGGUGACCUAUUGCUAUAAGUUUGUGUCCGUCGUCGUGCUACGUCCGUUGUCCGUCGUACGUUAAUAAUAAAACCUUUUUUCACUUCUUGACAACUACCGUUCCAGUUCUUUUCAAAUUGGUAUAUAUAAAGUAUAUUUGGGACAAGGGGGUAUAAAUUGUGAAUUUGAGGUAUCACGCGUCCAGGGGCCUAUAGGACAGGGCAAAGAGAUUAAAAUACCAUAUUUGCAAAACAUUUUCUAUAUAACCGCACUUAUGUAUGACAGCCUAACUUCAUAGUCAUGUAGGUGAUCCCAGGGACAGAGCUUUUGGUACCAGGGUGGGGUCAGAAUGGUCAUAGUGAUUAUAUAUCUUAACAUAGCUCUUGGGGCUAGCGACACUUUAAUUUAUGCUCGGAUGAUCGAUAAGACAUGUGACCUUGUUAUUUUGAAUGAAUAGUUGUUAUCAUAAAAUAGUUAUCGUGUCCCAUGGGUAAGAAAACAAAAACAAAAACAAAAAGGGACGAGCAACCAAAGAGCAGCCAAUAGCAAAUAUCCACCUCUCUAGAGGUUUGAAACUCACAAAUAUACAAAUCCAUGGCAUCUUCCAUCUUCGCAAGCCAAGUGUCCGAUUCGCAUGAUAGUAAGCGAAUCGGACACUUGGCCUGCGAAGAUGGGCAUCUUCUAUAAAAAUAGAAACAAUGGAUAUCAAUCGCAUGCCCAAAUUGGAUUAUUAAUGGACCGCUGACUUAACUGUUGGAAUUAAAGAGAUCUUGCCAUGUCACGACGAGUGUAUAGGUCGAGCUGCAAUGGUGAGGAAUUAGUGACACAGGACACUACAUUGGUAAAACUAGAUAAUAACAGCAUAUUCUGUUCCGACUUACCUCGGGAAAUACAGCUAACUAUUUCGUGAUAUUGAAAUGCAAAAUGAUACCAGAAUGACAUUUCCUAUUUGAAGAUUAACUCGUGAUAUAUCUUGCAUAUUCCACCUAUGAUGUUGCAGCUCAAGAUACCUCAGUUUGUCCAUGGGAUACUGAGAAACCAUAACGCCAAUUUCUUGACACCUAAGCAGAAAUUGGAAAGAGUUGUUCAAUUUUACCAGUAAGCUGGAAAGACGUGGUAUUUUCAUAUUGUGUAAAAUAAAACCGGUUAAUUUGAUAAGACCUCCUGCUGUGUGACAAGUUUUGCAUAUUUGAAUGUGCAAUGUAUUAAUCGAUCAGAGUCAUUAAGUAAUUAUAUUCAUAUCAAAAUAGAUAUGUUAUUUGAUUUAUAUUAAAGAUUGACAGUAUCGCAAGAAUGUGGUUAUGUGUGUGCAUGUGUGUUUGUGUCCAAUUGUUUCAUUCAUAAGGAAAUAUUGUAUCGUACAUGUAAACAGAUAAUGUAAAUAUUUUUUUUCAAAUUUGUUUGUUCUUUGUCCCUUUUGAUUGAUCAAAUAAUUUGAGAAAUCUUUAUAUGUUCAUAAUUACAUUACAUCAUCAGUUCAUUCCGUAUUAUCUUGGGAUAUUGUGAUAAGACUAGGAUAACCAAGUACCUUUAUUUAGAAUAAUCAAUGUAGUAUACAAUGGAUUUCAAUAAAUUCUAGAGUAAUA
Ostrea edulis (European flat oyster) is the source of this 6450-nucleotide messenger RNA. RefSeq lists its product as uncharacterized. The record is from RefSeq and is a predicted model, not a curated record. The transcript has 8 exons. Gene Ontology annotation, molecular function: protein binding. Bases 2577 to 4631 code for a protein of 684 amino acids. NCBI's taxonomy places the organism in Eukaryota, Metazoa, Mollusca, Bivalvia, Ostreida, Ostreidae.